This is a messenger RNA of Ilex paraguariensis (yerba mate), 467 nucleotides long. Lineage: Eukaryota; Viridiplantae; Streptophyta; Magnoliopsida; Aquifoliales; Aquifoliaceae. The record is from the annotation of a GenBank genome assembly.
GGAACUAUUGGUAUAUGCGUUUGUUCUUAUUUAUAAUUGUGUCUUAUUGAAGUGUAUCUCCAAAAAUUUUAGUUGAUGGCAUGUGUUGUAAUGAGCGGAUGUGAGCGCAUUCGUGAUGUACAGUUGUUAAUGAAUCAAGGGGAAUUUGCUCAAGUUUUUACUUAGAUUGGUGAAUGAGUUCAUUGGAAUUGUGUUUGCCAAUUACAUGCUUUGGAGUUUUGGCCUACAGUUUACAUGUUUACGCAUGGCCAAAUGGGAGGAGAUGCCAAAGUUUGACAUCAUGGAAAGGAUGCCAAAGUCUGCAAAAUGGGAGACUGAUCGAGAAAAGAGACAUAGAGGUGAGCAGACCAGGAGAGAAAGGGCGAGGGGGAGCUGAUAGAAGGGAUAGAAGGGAAGGAGACUCGACAGGGAGGGGAACCCCAUCGGAGGAGAAAGAGAGGGGGAAGACCCGAUGGGAGAUUCAAUAG